Galdieria sulphuraria is the source of this 2319-nucleotide messenger RNA. RefSeq lists its product as uncharacterized. The record is from RefSeq and is a predicted model, not a curated record. Gene Ontology annotation, molecular function: protein kinase activity; ATP binding. The transcript has 5 exons. NCBI's taxonomy places the organism in Eukaryota, Rhodophyta, Bangiophyceae, Galdieriales, Galdieriaceae. The coding region runs from base 11 to 2296 and encodes 761 amino acids. Gene Ontology annotation, biological process: protein phosphorylation.
UUGCGGUGUAAUGCAAUUUUUUGAAAAGCUUAUAGGAAAAGACCAAAACAACCUAGGAUAUUCUCUGGAAGCUUCUUUAUCAAGUGGUGACAAAACUUUUAUUUGGAAACUUUAUCGUGGCAAGAACAAGGAGACCAAAGAAGCAGCUCUUGUAUUUGUGCACCAAGUCGCAAAAGAGAAUGGUAACAAGUCUUUGCGAAGCUUGGCAAAGAAUGGUUUGCAGAGGCUUAAAACUCUUAGACAUCCAAAUAUCUUGAAGUUUUACAACGCUGUUGAGUCGGAAAAUAGCAUUUCGUUUGCUACUGAAGAAGCUUUUCCUUUCUAUGAAUAUAUUCAACGUUACGGACCAAUGUCCAUAGAUACUUUAUGUUGGGGUGUCUUUUGUUUGGCUAGAGCGUUGGAGUUUAUUCACAGCGACUGUAAACUCGUCCAUGGAAACAUAUCCCCAGCUUCUAUCUUUAUAACACCGGGUGGAGACUGGAAGCUGGGAUCGUUUGAAGCUUCAGUUAGUGAUCUAUCGUUGUUACGGGAGACUGUGUUUCUUCGAGAUGAGAAGUAUUGUUCACCAGAACUUCUUAAGCAACAAUGGAACGUUUUAAGCAAAGCCCCACUAUAUUCUGUAGACUCAUGGGCUUUUGGUUGCUUUAUUCAAGAAAUUUUCAGCGGAACUUUGCGUUCUGCGGAACAGUUGAAGAAAGUGGACGUCAUACCCAAGGAUUUAGUUUUUGAUUAUCAGAAACUAUUAUCUUCGAAUCCUUCCUCUAGACUCGCACCAGGAAAGUUGUUGGAAAACAAGUGCUUGCAGAGUAACUCUUUUGUGAAUAUGAAUUUGUUUCUCGAAAACUUUGAACUUGAGGAAUCUUUAGAAAAGAAUAAUUUCCUGCAGAAGAUCAUGGAUAUGGUUGAACAGGUUCCGAGUAAUUAUCUUCGGUUUAAGCUUUUACCAGUACUUUGCACAAGUAUGGAAUGUGGAAGUGGAGGAACUUCGGUUCUGAACUGUAUAUCUGCAAUAUUUAAUCGAAUAGCUGACGACAACUGCAAACAAGAGUUAGUCCGUCAACACGUUGUCAAGUGGUUUGCGAACGUAAAACUGGAAAAUCGAGUUGUUCGGACUGAUUUGGUGAAUAAGAUGGAGUUGUUUGCACCUUUCAUGGAUAGAGAAAGCGUUAACAAGAUCGUUUUUCCAUUCAUUUGUCAAAAUUUAAAGGAUCUUGGUUCACCAGCCCUUCGAGAUAACUCUAUAAAAGCGGUUAUACAUAUUGUUGACGUAUUAGAUGGCAAACAGUUGAAUUCCGUGCUUAUGGGUCAUCUUGCAAAAGUUCAAUUAGAUCGUGAACCAGCUAUAAGGGCCAAUACAACAGUUUGUCUUGGGAAAAUUGCUAAUCAUUUGUCAGAGUCAACUAAGAAAAAAGUCUUAAUUCCGGCCUUUACGAGAUCUUUGAAGGAUCCUUUUCCACCAGCACGAGUUGCAGGCCUCGUUUCUUUAAUCAAAACAGCACAGAAUUACCAACCAGCAGAUAUGGCGACGAGAAUUCUACCAGCAGUAGUUCCUUGUCUUGUAGAUGACGACAAUGAGACUAGAACGCAAGCAUUUGAGUGUUUAGAAUUUUUUGUAGAGAAGAUUCGGCAACUUCACGAGCAAAUGUUAAGAGGAACUGCGAAUUCGACUGCCACUGAGACGAAUACGCGCAAUGAUAUGGACAAAGCCAAGCCAGCUUCAGAAUCCACAAAAAGUUCCGGAUGGAAUUUCACAUCUUUGGCUGCGUCGUUAGCAAUGCAACUUUCCGAAAGCAUUGUAGACGCACAUGCUACACAGCAACCAUCCACUUAUAACAAGUAUUAUCAAACAAGUUUCGAACAACACGAGCAAGAAAUGACACGAGCUGUACAGGCAGAAGGUUCCUCUCCACCUAUUUUAUCGAGAGAAAAGGAAACAAGAAGCAGCCAGAAUGAAGAAUCAGAUAAUUGGGAUCUUCUAAUAGACUUUUCUGAACCACUUCCUUAUCAUAAUGAGAGUACUGGAAACACAAGUGACUUGCAGAAAACAAAAAAUAUCAUCGGAAGCAAACCCAACUCAAGUACUUCAAGUGUAAGAGUUUCAACUUGUAAUAUCAAACCGGCUACGACAACAUUCAACAACACCACAAGACUUCGUCCAAUAGGGAGCUCAUUGGACCAGAUAGUAAGCGAGUCUAGUCGCUCCAGAAGAAAGCAACCGAAAGAGAAAGAAGAAGACGAUGAUUGGAGUGCUUUAUUAGGAGGACCUGAUAUUCCUUCUCGACGAAACGUAAAAUAGUCCGACUGGAAUCUUCCUUCGCC